AUGAACAGCGGAGAAAACCAUAGAAGCGCACUUGCGGAGAUAAUCACAAUCUACAGAAAAAUGAAGAAAGGAAGAGAAAUGCCACAUGUAUACAAAAUAAGGAAGGGCAGGGAGAUAGAAGAGACAAGCGAGAUGGUUUCAGAGACUAUCAGAAGCAUCCCAAAAAUAAGAAGCAACGAGAGGGACGACUCGAACCACAUGACUUUCAACUUUUCUCCUCUCAACUCGCUAAAUCCUCUGGGGAGCAAGUAUCUCUUCUACUCCAAGAACUCGGGGCUUGUCCAGUCGCAGAUCCUAGAGAACAUCUCAUCAACCUACCCAGAUACCUUCAAAAACAACAACUUCUUCUGGCUGAACACUUUCAAUCCUUCUGACGGCGAUCUAAGGUCCAUAUGCAACAUGUUUGACAUCCACGAGCUAACAGUCCAGGACAUUAAAGAAGGAAACACAGACGAGAAAAUAGAAGUGUUCAAACACUACACCUUCAUAUCGAUGAAACUCUUGGUGGAGGCAGACCCAACUAAUGACGACAUUGACUUUAACAUUCUCGUGUUCAAAGACUUUGUGCUUACAUUCCACGAUAAACCGUGGAUCAGUGUGCAGGAUACCUUCAACUUCAUAGAGCUUCUAUCAAUGCACACUCCUCUUACUCCUUCGUGGGUUCUGUACUCGAUUAUCAUCGAGUUUUUGCAGGAUAUUAAGUACCUCUCGGAUGGAUGCACCGUAGAAACCUCAACAAUCCAGGACUUGUCCAAGAACUUCAAAGAAACAGAGAUGGCUGCGCUGCUAAAAAGAAACUUCAACGUAAGCUGUCAGAUAAAUGCGCUCCACAUCACCACCAGAUACAAAAUAGAAAUACUUACAGCUAUAAAGAACAGGUGUAGAAAGAGAAUAGUGCCAGUAGUGCAGAAGUACCUAUCAGAGUCCAUAGAAGACCUUAAAGAUCUCUCAAAGAGACUGGGAGAGAACCACAGAGUGCUGGAAAGAGCACAAGAUACAUACCUAGCACUGCUGAAUGUAGCACAGACACAGGAAGGCAAUGAAAUGAACAAGUCAAUGAGCAGGAUGAGCUUAGCUGCUCUGAUUAUUUCACCCUGCCAGUUAUUUUCAGGCAUUUGGGGGAUGAAUGUAAAGGUACCGUAUGGGUCUGAAGACUCCCUAAAGCCUUUUUUUACAAUUGUUUUUCUCUCGCUGCUUCCUCUGAUAAUAUACUUUUACAUGCCCAUCUGGAGAGCUUUUAGACGAAUAUUAUGA
Messenger RNA from Nematocida minor, 1254 nucleotides. RefSeq names its product magnesium transporter. The transcript has a single exon. Gene Ontology annotation, biological process: magnesium ion transmembrane transport. The record is from RefSeq and is a predicted model, not a curated record. NCBI's taxonomy places the organism in Eukaryota, Fungi, Microsporidia. Gene Ontology annotation, molecular function: magnesium ion transmembrane transporter activity. Gene Ontology annotation, cellular component: membrane. Bases 1 to 1254 code for a protein of 417 amino acids.